CCAUAGUAGGCCCUAAAAGAAAUAGUUAGAAAAACACUACACAAGGCUUUCUCCUUCCCCAAACCCCUUUGCACAUCCGAAAUUCAGCUGAAACCCUCGACAGCCAAUUAACCCAUGAAAAACACAGAAAUUACGCUUCUACCUCUUCCUCAUCGUUCUUCCUUCUGAAUUCACUUCCAAUCCAGAGGCCCCUUUUUGUUUAUUAGGAUAUCAAACUAAAGAUGUCACUGCCUCCCGUAGAGUGUAUAUACUUAACUGAAGACUCCAUCAAAGAAUUGAAAAAUGCAAACUCGAAUUUCAAAUUUCCGUCACCUGCCCCGGUUCUUCGAUUUCUCUACGAACUCUGCUGGACAGUGGUCCGAGGAGACUUGCCAUUUCAGAAGUGUAAAGUGGCGUUGGAGGCAGUGGAGUUCGCAGACUGUGGUCCGGAUGGAGAUGUUGGAUCGAAUUUUGCUGAUGUUGUUACUCAAAUGGCUCAAGACCUUACUAUGCUUGGUGAACAUCGCUCUCGCCUUAUCAAACUGGCAAAAUGGCUGGUGGAAUCUGCACUAGUACCAGUGAGAUUUUUUCAGGAGCGUUGUGAGGAAGAAUUUUUAUGGGAGUCUGAAAUGACUCAGAUAAAGGCUGCAGAUCUGAAGUCUAAAGAGGUCAGAGUAAAUACUCGUCUUCUUUAUCAGCAAACAAAAUUUAACUUGCUCCGAGAAGAAAGUGAAGGCUAUGCUAAGCUGGUUACACUACUCUGUCAGGUUCCUGAAGCAUUCUUCAGUUUGGUUGUUACUCAUCCCAGAAACACUGUUUGGGCAGGUUUCGGCCUGUUGCUUGGGAUCUGGUUUUGCGAUAUUCUUUUUACCUUUGAGUUUGAAUCCAGUCAAGGGAGGAGAAUUGAGUCAUUUCUCUCAUUUUCUCUUCAUGCAAAGUGUCUAAAUAUAAAAAUGCGAGUAAAGGAGUUCUUUGGUUAUGGACCCCUUGUCCUCCAUAGAUAUGCACACUUACUUCCUAAGGAUGAGGAAGCAUUUGAGCAUUACAACUCUUUCUCAGCCAAAAGACUUGAUGAGGCUAAUAAGAUUGGGAAAAUUAAUCUUGCGGCAACUGGAAAGGAUCUCAUGGAUGAUGAGAAACAAGGAGAUGUAACUGUAGAUCUUUUUGCUGCUUUAGACAUGGAAAAUGGGGCAGUUGCUGAAAGGUCCUCGGAGCUCGAAAAUAAUCAAACUUUGGGAUUACUGAUUGGUUUCCUUGCAGUAGAUGAUUGGUGUCAUGCUCGUCAGUUGUUGGACCGCCUUUCAACACUGAAUCCAGUGGAACAUAUUCAAAUUUGCAACGGUUUGUUUAGGCUCAUUGAAAAGUCAAUUUCUCCGGCUUGUGAACUUGUUCGUCAAAACCAAUUUUCAAAUAUUGAUGUAUUGCCUGGAUCUGGCACUGACUUGAUGGAGACAGGGAAUUCAUCCCACAGUAGAUCUUUUAUCAAUCUUCCUAAAGAGCUUUUUGAAAUGCUUGCUUCUGCUGGACCUUAUCUUUAUCGCGACACUUUGUUGCUGCAGAAGGCAUCCAAAGUGUUGAGAGCUUAUUACCUUUGUGCACUCGAGCUUGUCAAUAAUGGUUAUGUGGCAUUUAGUUCUCAUACUUUUGCUAAUGGAAACGAAAAUCCACGCCUCCACCUGAAGGAUGCAAGGUUAAGAAUUGAGGAAGCACUUGGAACAUGUCUUCUUCCUUCAUUACAGUUGAUACCUGCAAAUCCUGCUGUUGGACAGGAGAUCUGGGAACUAAUGAGUCUUCUACCCUAUGAGGUGCGCUAUCGUUUGUACGGUGAAUGGGAGAAGGAUGAUGACCGUUUUCCAAUGAUUUUGGCUGCAAGACAAACGGCAAAGUUGGACACCAGGAGGAUUCUAAAGCGCCUCGCAAAAGAAAAUUUGAAGCAGCUUGGACGAAUGGUUGCUAAAUUAGCUCAUGCCAAUCCAAUGACAGUGCUCCGGACAAUUGUUCAUCAGAUAGAGGCAUACAGGGAUAUGAUCACUCCUGUGGUGGAUGCAUUCAAGUAUCUGACUCAGCUUGAGUAUGAUAUUCUGGAGUAUGUCGUGAUUGAACGCUUGGCUCAAGGAGGACGCGAGAAGCUAAAAGAUGAUGGCCUUAAUUUGUCAGAUUGGCUUCAAUCUUUGGCAUCAUUUUGGGGACACUUGUGUAAAAAAUACCCAUCAAUGGAACUCAGGGGUCUUUUCCAGUAUCUUGUAAAUCAGUUGAAGAAAGGAUAUGGGAUUGAGCUUGUUCUCCUGCAGGAACUUAUACAGCAGAUGGCUAAUGUUCAAUAUACAGAGAAUAUGACUGAGGACCAAUUGGAUGCCAUGGCUGGAAGUGACACUCUACGUUAUCAAGCUACCUCAUUUGGAAUUACCAGGAACAACAAGGCUUUGAUCAAAUCCACUAACAGACUUAGGGAUUCUUUGCUCCCAAAAGAAGAACCCAAAUUGGCAAUUCCUCUUUUGCUUCUCAUUGCCCAGCACCGUUCUUUAGUUGUCAUAAAGGCCGACGUGCCUCAUAUUAAAAUGGUCAGUGAACAGUUCGAUAGAUGCCAUGGAACCCUUCUUCAGUAUGUGGAAUUUCUUUGUAGUGCAGUCACUCCAGUAUCAAAUUAUGCGUUGCUGAUUCCUACUCUUGAUGAACUUGUACAUCAAUAUCUUCUUGAUCCCGAGGUUGCCUUUUUAAUUUAUAGGCCAGUAAUGAGACUCUUCAGGUGUCAAAAAGCCUCCUGUGCUUUCUGGCCUUUAGAUGGUAAUGAAGAACUGCAUCCUACGACUUCUGAAAAGGAUUCCGAAACUGCAGAUGCAUCUACAUUGAUUCUGGACCUUGGAUCUUCUCGCAAGCCUAUAUUUUGGCUUGAUCUUCUUGACACUAUCAAAACAAUGUUGCCUUCAAAAGCCUGGAAUAGCCUGUCUCCUGAUCUGUAUGCUACCUUCUGGGGUCUUACUUUAUAUGAUCUCUAUGUACCAAGAACUCGUUAUGAGUCUGAAAUUGCAAAGCAGCAUUCUGCUCUUAAAGCUCUGGAAGAACUUUCUGAUAAUUCCAGUUCUGCAAUCGCUAAAAGAAAGAAAGAUAAAGAAAGAAUUCAAGAGUCUCUUGACCGAUUGACUAUGGAACUCCAGAAGCAUGAAGAACACGUUGAAUCUGUGCGACGACGGCUUACUCUUGAGAAGGAUACAUGGUUGAGUUCAUGCCCAGAUACUUUGAAAAUAAACAUGGAGUUUCUUCAGCGCUGUGUAUUUCCACGCUGUACAUUCAGUAUGCCGGAUGCUGUAUAUUGUGCCAUUUUUGUCAAUACACUCCAUUCCUUGGGGACGCCAUUUUUCAACACAGUGAACCACAUAGAUGUUUUGAUAUGUAAAACCUUACAACCUAUGAUCUGCUGCUGCACUGAGUAUGAAGUGGGUCGACUGGGGAGGUUUCUAUAUGAGACACUAAAAACUGCUUACCAUUGGAAGAGUGAUGAAUCUGUAUACGAACGCGAGUGUGGAAACAUGCCGGGAUUUGCUGUCUAUUAUAGAUAUCCGAACAGCCAGCGUGUUACAUAUGGUCAAUUUAUCAAGGUACACUGGAAGUGGAGCCAGAGGAUUACUAGGUUGCUGAUUCAGUGUUUGGAAUCAACUGAGUACAUGGAGAUUCGAAAUGCUCUUAUAAUGUUGACUAAAAUCUCAGGGGUUUUUCCUGUUACUCGGAAGAGUGGUAUCAACCUUGAAAAGAGGGUAGCUAAAAUCAAAAGUGAUGAAAGGGAAGAUCUAAAGGUUUUAGCCACUGGUGUUGCUGCAGCUUUGGCAGCUAGAAAGCCUUCAUGGGUUACAGAUGAGGAAUUUGGCAUGGGUUAUCUUGAGAUAAAGCCUGCACCUGCACCAGCUUCAGCUUCCAAGUCUCUAUCUGUGACUGCUGCUGCUGUGCAAAAUGUGCCUGGGACCAAUGUUUCUCCAGCUGAGCCUGUGGGGAGUAGAGCUGUUGCACCAGGAACCUUACAUUCAGAUUCUGGGAGUUCGGUCAAAGACCUUAGAAUGAGGUCUGAUGGAAGGAUAGAAAGAACAGAAAGCAACUUGCUAAAAUCUGAUCCUUCACAUUUAAAAUUAAAAGGUGGCUCAGUUAAUGGAGUAGAUGUUCAAUCUUCUGUGCCGUCUACCUUACAAUCUGGAAUAUCUCGCUCAGUUGAAAAUCUAAAACAGAUGGAUGAAUCUGCAAAUAAACAACUGGAAGAAAACUCAAAAGUUACUGCUAAGAUGUCAAUGGAAUCUGAGGCGAGAUCUGCAGUAAAAAGGUCGACAGCAGUUGGAUCUCUCGCAAAGCAACCAAAGCAGGAUCUUGCCAAAGAUGAUGGUAAAUCUGGAAAAGCUGUUGGCAGAACUUCAGUCUCAUCUUCUGGCAAUCCUAGCACGGUUUCAGCUUCAGCAAAAGGAACAACCUUAUCUGCUAGAUCAUCAGAUCAUAACAUUGAAGCAAAAGCAGAGAUUGCAAACUCAAAGUCUUCCGAUUCAAGGGUUUCUACUGGGAAGGAUGAUGGAACUGAAACUUCGGAUGUGCAUAAACAGUCGUCUUCCCGAUCUAUUCAUUCUCCUGGGCAGGACAAUCUUGUUGCUAAGUCUAGCGAUAAACCACAAAAGAGAACUAGUCCUGCUGAUGAACUCGAUAGGUUAAAUAAGCGCCGAAAAGGAGAAAUUGAUUUAAGAGACAUGGAUGGGGGUGAGGUCCGUUUUUCUGAAAAGGAGAGGUUAAUUGAUGCACGGGGUACUGAUAAACUUCAUCCAGCAGAUUUUGACAAACCUGGUUCUGAUGAACUGAACAUCAGUAGGGUCACAGAUAAGCUUGCAGAUAGAUCUAAAGAUAAGACCAAUGAAAGAUACGACAGAGAUUACAGGGAACGGUUGGAGCGUCCUGAAAAGUCGCGUGGGGAUGAUAUUUUGUCUGAAAAAUUGAGAGAUAGGUCAUUGGAAAGGCAUGGAAGAGAACGUUCUGUUGAAAGAGUCCAAGAGAAAGGUGCUGAUAGGAACUUUGAUAGGCUAGGCAAGGAUGAUAGAAAUAAAGACGACAGAAGUAAAGUCCGGCAUAAUGAAGCACCUUUGGAAAAAUCACACGUAGUUGAUAGAUUUCAUGGGCAAAGCUUGCCUCCACCUCCACCUUUACUCCCUCACGUUAUCCCCCAGUCAGUUAAUGCCAGUAGGAGGGAGGAUGAUGCUGAUAGACGAUUUGGAACUGCCAGGCAUGCACAAAGACUUUCUCCAAGACACGAUGAGAGAGAGCGGAGACGAUCUGAAGAGAAUAUUUUAUUACAGGAUGAUGCAAAACGUAGAAGAGAGGAUGAUUUUCGAGAUAGGAAGAGAGAUGAGCGGGACAUGUUAUCAGUUAAGGUGGAGGAAAAAGAGAAAGAGAAGGAAAGAGAGCGGGAGAAAACUAACAUUCUCAAGGAGGAAAUGGAUUCCAAUGCUUCCAAGAGGCGGAAACUGAAAAGGGAGCAUCCACAAUCGGAACCCGGUGAGUAUUUACCAGCAGCACCGCAAUCUUCUCCUUUGUCAUAUGAUGGAAGAGAGAGGGGAGAUCGUAAGGGGGUUAUAGUCCAACGUCCAGGUUAUAUGGAGGAGCCAGCUCUCAGGAUUCACGCCAAAGAAGCAGCCACUAAGACAACCCGUCGCGAUGCUGAUCCAAUGUACGACAGAGAGUGGGAUGAUGAAAAGAGGCAGAGAGCUGAACCAAAGAGGCGGCACCGCAAAUAAAAGACACCGACAGAAAGUUUGUCUUAGUAUGAAGCAAGCCUACAUUGUGGAGUUUUCAUAAGCAUUCAAAACCUCAAUAGGUCAAGGGAUUCUGCCGUUCGCUCUUGUUGUGUGUGUGUGUGUGUGUGUGUGUGUGUGUUUUUUUUUUUUCCUUUUGUUUGGGGGCCAUUAGGGAUCAAUUGGGGUAUGGUUUUUCUCAACAUUCAAGGCUCCAUUAUAUUUGAGGUUGUACUGGAUAGUACCUAAGAAGUAUUAAUUCUUAGUAGCUACCAAAGCUAAUUUAUGCUUGGAAUGUUAUUUACGAGAAGCUGUAAAUUUUUAGUGCUACGUUGAUGACGCCCUGAAAGCUUUUGUACCAGUAAGAUAAACCUUUUGAAACAACAUUCUUGUAUCAUGUAUUCUUUUAUUAUUUGAAUUUCUGCGAUGUUGUGCACUA
Olea europaea var. sylvestris is the source of this 6171-nucleotide messenger RNA. Its product is annotated as THO complex subunit 2. Gene Ontology annotation, biological process: mRNA processing; mRNA export from nucleus. The transcript has 33 exons. Gene Ontology annotation, cellular component: THO complex part of transcription export complex. NCBI's taxonomy places the organism in Eukaryota, Viridiplantae, Streptophyta, Magnoliopsida, Lamiales, Oleaceae. Gene Ontology annotation, molecular function: mRNA binding. The record is from RefSeq and is a predicted model, not a curated record. Bases 222 to 5735 code for a protein of 1837 amino acids.